This is a messenger RNA of Quercus robur (English oak), 3623 nucleotides long. RefSeq names its product boron transporter 1-like. Bases 1222 to 3288 code for a protein of 688 amino acids. The transcript is spliced from 12 exons. NCBI's taxonomy places the organism in Eukaryota, Viridiplantae, Streptophyta, Magnoliopsida, Fagales, Fagaceae. Gene Ontology annotation, biological process: monoatomic ion homeostasis; monoatomic anion transport; transmembrane transport. Gene Ontology annotation, molecular function: solute:inorganic anion antiporter activity. The record is from RefSeq and is a predicted model, not a curated record. Gene Ontology annotation, cellular component: plasma membrane.
CACUAUCUCAUUCACGCGAAAAUCACUUCAACAUUUUGCUGAGUUUGUUCUCUCCUUGCUCAUCCAUAGCGUCAGAGUUCAGAAGCUGUUUUGAAAGCAUACAUUUUGAACCGUCUCUUCCAUUCCUGUCUUCUUUUUUUAUAUUUCUGUGCUCUCAGCUGAUGUAACUGCAAGCCAUACCUACUCUUCUCUCUCUCUCUCUCUCUCUCUCUAUAUAUAUAUAUAUAUGUGAGUUCUUUGUUGUUGUAGUUGUUGCUCAAAAGGGUCUUCUUUUUGAAUAAUGUAACUUUGUUUAGCUGUUCAAGUUGGUUCUUUUCCCAGUUUGGUUAAUGCCCAUUUGCUCAUAACUGUUCUGAAUCAAUCCUGCUAUAGUUUUAGUCAUGAAUUCUCGCUAAAUUUCCAAUCUUUAUGUUAAUGCCCACUUGCUUCAAACUGUUCUGAACCCAUCCCAAAAUGCAGUUUCUGGUAAUGGGUUCUCGUUAAUUUCUUGGUUCUUGCUCUUAUAACCUCUGAAGUCUAGAGCUUGACACAAAUUUCACCAAUUUUGGCAUGUAGAAUUUGUACCAUGUAGUUUAAUCCUUAGCAUUCUGCUCCAAUUUGUUAUUAUUAAUGGGAACAGUUGAUGAAUAGGAGGCCACUUUGAUAGAGAGGAGAAAAGGGAAGGUGAUGGAUCUGAGCUUUGCCAAAGUCAACUGUUUGUUCUGAUCUGAGCAUAUAUGGGGAGUGUCUGUGUUCGUUAAUAUGGAACUUCUCAAUUCAUUAUGGAUUCCAUCCGCUAAUAUUAAUAUACUUGAUUCUUUAUAAAGAUAUGGAAUCCAAGUAGUUAGGUUCAUUACUUACUACCUUUUGUUCUUCUUCAAAGCAAUAUACCCCAAUUAUUCUUUACACUAAAAUGUAAAAUUCUUCAACUUUAUUCAUAUGUUUAUAUUAUCUUCAAGGGUCUGUUAAUGACUCAACAUUCUUUUGUCCUGCCUUUCUUUCACUGCCAAUGUUGAAGAAGAAAUCUCUGCCUCUCUUCCCUUAAAUUAUGUAUUUACAUACAUAUAUUAUAUAUAUCUUCUGUUAUGCACGUUUAGUAACCAUGUUGGCCUCUCGAGUCCCUUAAAUUUGAACUUAACUUAAGCUUCUUCGAUAUCAUAUAUUGCCCCAGUUACUUGUUACUCAAACAAAAGCUAAAUAAAGUUUUAGUCCUUUUGUUGUUCACAAAAUAUUUCACUUAUCAUGGAAGAAACAUUUGUUCCCUUCCGUGGAAUCAAGAAUGACCUCAAAGGAAGGCUUUUGUGCUAUAAACAAGAUUGGACUGGUGGUAUCCGCGCAGGUAUCAGGAUCCUGGCUCCAACAACAUACAUAUUUUUUGCUUCAGCAAUUCCUGUUAUAUCUUUUGGGGAGCAGUUGGAGAGAAAUACAGGAGGAACUUUGACUGCUGUGCAAACUCUUGCAUCAACAGCACUUUGUGGUAUUAUCCACUCAGUUAUUGGGGGACAGCCUCUACUCAUUCUAGGGGUGGCUGAGCCUACAGUGUUGAUGUAUACAUUCAUGUUCAACUUUGUUAAAGACCGGAAGGAUUUGGGGCAGAAACUCUUCUUAGCCUGGGCUGGAUGGGUAUGCGUGUGGACAGCCCUCUUGCUCUUCUUGCUGGCUGUUCUGGGUGCAUGCUCUAUUAUCAAUAGGUUUACGCGCGUUGCUGGCGAAUUGUUUGGUCUGCUAAUUGCAAUGCUAUUUAUGCAGCAGGCCAUACGGGGAGUUGUGGAAGAGUUUGGUAUACCCCAAAGAGAAAAUACAAAACAGACUGCACUCCAACCAUCCUGGCGAUUUGGCAAUGGAAUGUUUGCCUUGGUUCUGUCCUUUGGUCUUCUUCUUACGGCAUUAAGAAGCCGAAAAGCCAGAUCCUGGCGCUAUGGGACAGGUUGGUUCCGGGGAUUCAUUGCGGAUUAUGGAGUGCCACUUAUGGUGCUUGUAUGGACAGCUGUGUCUUAUAUACCUGUUAAUGAUGUCCCAAGAGGAAUCCCAAGGAGGCUUUUCAGCCCAAAUCCAUGGUCUCCUGGAGCAUACUCAAAUUGGACAGUCAUUAAGGACAUGUUGAAUGUUCCUCCAUUAUAUAUAGUUGGAGCAUUUAUACCAGCAACUAUGAUUGCUGUGCUUUACUACUUUGAUCACAGUGUUGCAUCUCAACUUGCCCAACAGAAGGAAUUCAAUCUGAAGAAACCAGCUUCUUAUCAUUAUGACCUUCUUCUUUUGGGUUUCUUGGUCAUAUUAUGUGGGCUUAUUGGUAUUCCUCCUUCUAAUGGUGUAAUUCCACAAUCUCCUAUGCAUACAAAAAGCUUAGCUACCCUAAAACAUCAGCUUUUGCGGAAUAAGCUCGUAUCAACAGCCCGGAAAAGUAUUAGUAAGAAUUCAAAUUUGGGUCAAUUAUACCAGAACAUGCAAGAAGCAUAUAAUGGAAUGCAGACUCCACUAGCCUACGAAACUCCACCAGCUCUGGGACUGAAAGAGCUGAAAGAAUCCACAAUUCAAUUGGCCUCUAGUGGUGGCUACAUAGACGCCCCUAUUGAUGAGACAGUUUUUGAUGUGGAUAAGGAUAUUGAUGAUCUUUUGCCUGUUGAAGUAAAAGAACAACGCCUCAGCAAUCUGCUUCAGGCAUCGAUGGUUGGCUGUUGUGUUGCUGCUAUGCCACUUCUCAAGAAGAUCCCUACUUCAGUUCUUUGGGGCUACUUUGCUUUCAUGGCAAUUGAAAGCUUGCCUGGAAAUCAAUUCUGGGAGAGAAUAUUGUUGCUUUUCACCGCUCCAAGUCGAAGAUACAAGGUGCUGGAGGAUUAUCAUGCAACCUUUGUUGAGACUGUGCCCUUCAAAACGAUUGCUACCUUCACCUUGUUCCAGACAACUUACUUACUUCUAUGUUUUGGCCUAACAUGGAUACCAAUAGCUGGGGUCCUUUUCCCACUGUUGAUCAUGCUUCUUGUACCAGUGCGACAGUAUGUGCUCCCUAAGUUUUUCAAAGGAGCCCAUCUUCAAGACUUGGAUGCUGCAGAAUAUGAGGAAGCCCCUGCCAUUGCCUUCAAUGUGUCAUUUCAAAACCAGGAUCCUCAGGCAAGAGUUACCAACUUUGAUAAUGGGGAAAUUCUUGAUGAAAUUAUCACAAGAAGCCGUGGUGAGAUCCGUCUCACUCAGAGUCCAAAAGUAACAAGUUCAACCCCUACUUCGCUUGAGGAUAUAAGACCUGCUCAUAGCCCGCGGAUAUCGCAGAGAGUAUACAGCCCCCAUGUAAAUGAACUAAGGGGGGGAACAUAGUCCCAGAUUGAAGGGAAAAGGACUUGAAGCAAAGCAAACUCCCAGUCCUGGGCCAUCAAUUCUUGGACAAAGUCCCUGUGAUUAAUUUUCAAGCUAAACCCUAUAUUUGUGAAUUGUGAUUAUGGUGAGGUUACUUGUCAAAGGUGCUCGAGAGGUCCUGUUCUAAAUACCAUAUAACCAAGUGUUAUAUUGUAGAUGUUUGUCUUUUCUUUCUUCUAACAUUUUAAAAGGGUAGGUUCGUUGCCAACUUGUCAUACUACUCUUCCUCCUAUCUCCUAUAUGGGCUGGGCAGAAAACAUAAGUCUGAUAAUGGAAAAUACAUCUAUUUAUUUUCA